UCUCUCUCCCGGUCCAAAUGAUCCAAUAACCCCUUUACUCUCCUGUAAGUCACUCUCGCUCUCACUUUCCAAAACAAAAGAAGAAACUAAAUUAUCUCUCUCAGAGAAAACAGACAUGGAAAUGGAACCAAGCCCACCAGUGGUAGCAAAGAAGCUAUGGAGAGUAAUACGCAUAGUUUUUUUCAUGAUAAAGGCAGGCAUAUCAAAGAGCAAAAUAAUGCUUGACCUUCAUUUGAUGCUGAAGCGAGGCAAUAAGAUUGCAGGAAAGGCAAUAGGCGACCUCAUAUUCCACCAUACUUCUUCCUUCAGUUGUCGUUCCAACGACGCCCUCUCGUUCGUUUCUCCCAGAGAGUACGAAUUUAGUUGCAGCAACAGCCCCACUUUUUACCCUUUUUACACCCACAAACGCAAAUACCACCACCACAGUCUUAACCGUCUCGCCAAAACCUACCGUUAUGACGAUGUUACCAGGGUUCACGCCGUGCAAAAGGUUCUCGAGCUGUUAAAUAACGAGGCGGCGGCUGAGGAGGCCUCGCCGUUGACCUCGUUGCCGGGGUUCGGACGGAGUCCAAUGGUGAGACAGUUGAGAAUAACGGACUCGCCGUUUCCGUUAAAAGACGACGGAGACAGUCAAGUAGACAAAGCUGCAGAGGAGUUCAUUAAAAAGUUCUACAAAGACCUUAAGUCGCAGAAGUGAAUGUCAGCGCUCGAGUCACCGUACCAUCAGUUAUGGGGAUGAGUCAACUCCGUUGGUUGUGAGUAACUACCGGAAGGCAGCAAUUUAGCAUCCUUUGGACGAAUUGAAGUUACGCCUGCAAUGGAGUUUUACCUUUCGAAUUUGCUAUAUAUUAAUUUAUUUUUGGAUUUUCAGGUUUAUAAAUGUUAUUAUUCUUUUUACAAAAUAAAAUUCUAAGUUAGUAUCCGUGCA
Messenger RNA from Mangifera indica (mango), 928 nucleotides. RefSeq lists its product as uncharacterized. The record is from RefSeq and is a predicted model, not a curated record. The transcript has a single exon. NCBI's taxonomy places the organism in Eukaryota, Viridiplantae, Streptophyta, Magnoliopsida, Sapindales, Anacardiaceae. Bases 116 to 697 code for a protein of 193 amino acids.